Molecule: messenger RNA, 3511 nt
Organism: Asterias rubens (European starfish)
Lineage: Eukaryota; Metazoa; Echinodermata; Asteroidea; Forcipulatida; Asteriidae
Product: general transcription factor 3C polypeptide 3-like
Exons: 19
Coding region: 25-2736 (903 amino acids)
Biological process (GO): transcription by RNA polymerase III; regulation of DNA-templated transcription
Cellular component (GO): transcription factor TFIIIC complex
Molecular function (GO): protein binding
Source: RefSeq, a predicted model, not a curated record
UGAAGUUUUUUCAACAACAACAACAUGGAAGAAGGAACAGAUGAUCAAAAAAUGUCAGUUGAUCGAGAAGAAUUAAUCAGAUACUUGAAUGGUGAAAUAUCCUUCACUGAAUGGCAACAACUUCAAGGACAAGAUGUGAUGCAGCUCCUCAGUUCAGAGGAGCACUUGGGCGCCGAAGACGCACCCGUAGAAGGAGCCGAUAUGGAUGAGGAUGCAAGUGAUGAGAGCGAUGAAGAAGAAGAGGAACAUAAGGAUGCAGAGGAGGGAAGGGAGAAUCCAGAAGAAGAAAGAGGGGAAGAUGAUGAUGCAGAUAGCGACAGCGGAGAUGGGGAGGAAGAGGGGGAGGGGGAUCUUCGUGGUGACGACGAUGAAUAUGUGCCUCCGAGAAGACGACAGUCUGCUUAUAAGCCUACAGGGAAAAUUGGUCGGCCGAGAAAAACGCCGCCGGAACUGCUUACUCCAAAGAGAGGUAGAGGGCGCCCUCGCAAGGAUAGAAGUGACAUUUCCGGCCUCUCGUCAACAUCACAAGCAGACAACUCGCCCCUUUCUCACGAAAUGCGUCUCGGAAGGGCUGAAAAACGACAGUUGGCCAAGCGGGGCCGUAAGAAAGGUAACAGUCGAGUACCCAAGGGUCUGCAAGGGCUGAUGGGAGAAGCCCACUUGUGCUUCGCCCGUGGUGGGCACCAGGAGGCCAUCAAGAUGUGCCUAGAGAUCAUCAGACAGGUUCCCCGGUGCCCAGACCCUUACCAGCUUCUGAGUAUGAUUUACGAGGAUAAGCAAGACAUGGAGAAAUCACUUCAGUUUUCUCUGAUAGCAUGCCAUCUCAAUCCAAGUGACUCUGAAGAAUGGACUCGUUGUGCUGAGACGUGCCUAGAGCAGGAUGAUAUUGACAAAGCUCUCCAUUGUUAUUCCAAAGCGAUCCGGUACAAUCCUUGCGAUCUGAGUAACCAUAUGGAGAGAAUCCACCUGUAUGAGCAGCUACAGGACAAGAAGAAAGUGUUGGAUUGUUACCAGGUCUUACUGAAAGCUUUACCUGAAGACCAAGGGGAACAGUAUAUGCAGCUGGCCAAGGAUAUUGUCAAGGCUCAUCACCAAGAUGGAGAUAUAAAGCCGGCACUAGACAUCAUCGAGACGGCAUUCUCUAAAUACCCACAUCUCAUCAGGUCCGAAGAUGUGAACAUUUUAGCCGAGCUCCACAUAGUCAAUCGCAAGUAUCAGCAAGCUCUACAAGUCAUGUCAGACCACUGUGGGGUCAUGAUCAAGUCCAAAGAUGAUAACAGUGCUGUCCUCGAAAUGGAACAACUCUCAUUGUCCGAAAGAGAUAACGGACAGGACAUCAUGGAUGUAACGGUACCAGAGGGGUUGCCAAUAGACCUGAUAGCCAAGCUAGGAGUGUGCCUCAUUCACUGCAAACAGUUCCAAACUGUCAAGGGAGUGGUCGAGAUGUUGUCUGCUAAGAGUCCAAACGAGAUGGGAGAUUUGUAUCUGGAUGUUGCAGAGGCGUACAUAGAUCUGGGUCAUUUUGUAGACGCACUGUCGUUACUGGAAGUUCUAGUCGACACAGAGAACUACAACUUGGCCGCUGUAUGGCUUCGCUACGCUGAGUGCCUCACCUCCCUUGGGGAGUUGGGAUCAGCAGCCAACGCCUACCGCCAGGUCCUACUGAAGGUACCCAACCAUCUCGAUGCUAGAAUUGCUCUCGCAAUGGUGGAACGUAAACGAGGAAAUGAAGAUGUAGCGCUAGAGAUCCUAUCAGUAGUAUCAGAAGAUCACACUAGUGAUGUUCAAGUAGUGAGGCAGAGGUCGUUACUGUUGUACUCUAAGGGAUUUCUUAAAGAGUUCAUCCAAGAUGGUCUCCUCUUGCUGAGAGCUUACGUCAAAGACGCCUACCAGCAUCAUGGAGGAAGUGUCUCUGACAAUCAGCUGUGCGGUAACCUGAGUCAUUUAGACCACGACGAGUGGUAUACUCUCUACUGUAAGACACUCCGAGCUCUCCUUCAGACCGGUCAGCUUGCCGAGGCCCAGACUCUCUCCAAUUCCGCCAUUGUCUCCAAGAGGUUCUGCAUUACGCUCAAGAGAAAAUUGGAUGUAGAGUUUAUGGGAGUCUGCGUUUGUUUCCUGAACAAAAAUUACAAAGUGGCUUACGAUGAGAUUCGACACUUCUUAUACAAAUAUCCGAACUGUGCAGCUGCCUGGAAUUUCUUCUCAUACAUCACCAACCUCAGCAAUGAUACCCGCCAUCACCGAUUCUGCCUUCGCUUGACAAUCAAUAAAUUACAAAACAACUUUGCCCUGUGUAUACUGAACGGCCACAACGCCAUGGUCAGUGGUAGUUUCAAGAAUGCUGUUGGGGAGUACGUGCGAGGGUUUCGGCAAAGAGUAGACGACCCGUUUGUGAAUAUGAUGAUCGGCGUUUCCAUUGCACACAUGGCAUGCCAGCGAUACACCAUCAAGAGGAACUCUCUCUUUGUUCAGGCGUUUGCAUUUCUCAAGAGAUACGAGGAAUACAGAGGGGUCUGUCAAGAAACAUGCUACAACAUCGGCCGGGCCCUCCAUCAAAUAGGUUUGCUUCACAUGGCCACUCGUUACUACCACAAGGGGCUUGAGCUACCGCCCUCUACUGACGACCCAAGGUUUGACCUUCGAGCCGAGCUUGCUUUUAAUCUCUCUCUAAUCUAUCGACACAGCGGCAAUGAGGAAAUGGCCAUUGAACUAUUGAGCAAUACGGUUAUAUGAAAGACUACCCUCUAUUGGGGACUCGGGUUACCUUUAACCGAGUGUAUUAAGGGGUGUCGGUGAUAUGAAGAAAUGGGUAUGGUGUCAUUUUAAAGCGAGAUGACUGCUGCCCUCUGGUGUUGAAGCAUCAACGAAGGCCUGUUGCCCAUCACGGUUUUCACUGAACAAUAGAGGUGUGACAGUGAUAAAGGGUAUUGUUCUCAAAUUAUCUCCUGGUUUGUGCCACACAAGAACCAAGUUAUAUUGCUUUCCCAUGGUUACUACCACCAGGCCUGGAAAUAACCCACAGCAAUUGCUGUGAUGCCCUGUGCUUUUGCUGUUUUGCCAUUUGCAAUGUUACUAUACAGGUAAAAAAAUAAUUCUUAGAGGUGACCCUCACCAGAGGGAAAUUGCUGUGUACAACUGAGUGACAAGUGAGUCAGCCUUGCUACCAUGGGCAGCGCGCAGUAGCGUCGAAUCAACGACAAUUGACUCGCCAAUAGGUACUGCCUUGCACACUUGUUAAAAAGAUAUCACAACAUUUCAAAAACUAAUGUGAGGGAGCCAGUUUUUCUGUGACUUGAUGCCUCUUUUGAUUGAUUAUCGUGGACAAGAAUUCAAAAACCCACAUUUUUGUAAUGGGACAGAAUUGGACAGUUUUGGAAGUUGACAGGGUAUAUGAGUUGGAAGGGUAUAUAAGUUGGAAGGGUAUAUAAAGGACAUUGCCAUUUUACACCAUUUAAAGACACUGGACACUAUUGGUAAUCGUCAAAGACCAGUCUUUUCACUUGGUGUA